CAAAGGCGGAUAAGGCGGUAGGAGCAGCAGCAGCAACAGCAGGAGCGGCAGGUGCAAGUGCUACCGCUGCUGACGUGGCGGCUGCAAAGCAGGAGCCGGCGGUUGCAACCGUUGUUCGUUGGGACGAGCGAUUCCUGCUCAAGCUACCCGCUGAGCUCAGUGAACAGCUGCUGUGUCCCGCACCUGGGGACAACCCCUUUGACGGCAUUCCGUUACAGUUGGACGUGGCUCUCAUGGCCUGCGGGGCAGCGGGGGGACCCCCCAGGGUGGUCGCUGCAGGCACGCUGCCGUUACAAAGCGACUGGCUGGCGAAUGAGGUCGACACGCUGCGAAACACGGCGGCGACGGCGGCCGCCGCCGCCGCGAGUGGAGGCCGCGGGACGCCGACGGCUGCGCCGUCCGCGGUUUGUGAGACCGUUGAUGUACGACUCUACCCGGCAACGGUCGUCAAUGGCAAUGGGAGUGGUCAUGAUCACGCCACUGGCGGCGGCGGUUCGUCUUCCUCCGUCGCCGCCGGCGACGAGGCUCCCGAGCGACCCAUGGUUCUGCAGCUCCGGCUGAGCUUGGAUGUCAACCAGGUGGACAGCUCCUGGCAGCCCUUCCUCUCCCGCACUCGCCGUCGCAUGUUGCCGCCCCCCUCAUCAUCUUCAUCCAGAUCUGCCGCUUCGCGUGUGGCCCUAUACGGGAGCGACGGACGCGCGGGGUCGGCGGUGGCGGCGGCCGCUGCUGCCGCGGCGGCGGCGGCGGCCGGCGGCGGUCGUCGUGCGUUACGGCUGGGCGGGCGGGAGAGCUCCUGGGUGCCGUUUGGGCUGACUGGCGGAGUGAUCGCUGCGGGGCCGGGCGGGGACUUGCUGCAAGCGUCAAGCUGCAUACCCAUCCGUGUGGGUCCGGGGGUCGUCCUCGAACGCUGCUCGCCCUCCUCCUCCGCUACCUCCUCCUCCUCCUCCUCCCCCAGCAGCCUCAGCGCCCUAGCCGCCCCCCAGGAGCUGCUGCGCUCGCUGGCGGUCCUCGUCAACAGCUGCGAGGUGCCCUUGGAGGCGGCGCUGUUGGUUGGGGACCCUGAGGCCGCCUCCUGGACCCUCCUGGCGGGGGGGGAGGUGGCGGGAGGCGGAGGAGCAGGAGGAGGAGGUCCCGGUUCGACGGCUCCUGUGGUGGAGGAGGUGUAUGAGAACCAGCGCUUCAUACCAUUGCGGGGCUGGUCGCAUGGGAACCUGCUGCCCACUGAGCGCAAGCGUUACAGCCGGCAGGGUCACAGCUACAGCUCGUUUCCGCUGGUGCCGUUGCCUCCUGGGUGGGAGUGGGAGGGGCCCUGGCAGGUGGAGACAGGGGGGCAUGUGGAUGGGGAUGGAUGGUUUUAUGCGCUGGAUUGGCCGCUGUUGCGGUACCCGCCGACGCCUGAUCAGGCAAGGCGGAAGAUAACGGAUUUGGUGCGACGGCGGCGGUGGCUGCGGCGGAGGCGGUGGUUGGGGGUUGGCGGGAAGGGCCGCCUCCCGCCGCCACCUCUGCCUCGCGCUGCCCCUGUACGGCGAGUCCGCCGCCUCCGCCGCCUCGUACGGCCUGCCUCCCUCCUCCAUGUGGAGCGAGCCGCUGCGAGCCGACAUGCUGCUGCUGGCCCCUGGUGCAGCAGGGGGAGGAGCAGCAGCAGCAGGAGGAGGAGGGGGACAGGAGGUCCAGGUGGCGUUGCCGGUGUAUUGCCUUGGACCCGUGGGUCGCUACCACUCGGCGCAUGUGCACCACCUGCAUGCUGGAUUCGGAUCUGGAUCUGGUUCCGGAGCGGGAGGAGUGGGAGGAGGGGGUGUGGGAGCGGGGAGUAGUGGCAUGGCGGCGCUGGCUGCGUUGUCCAACCUGACGCCGCAGCAGCAGCGGGCGUUUGAGUUGCAGCGCGCGCAUGCGGUGGCGAGGCAGAUGUUUGCGGCGCUCGGGGCGGGCAGCCUUAGCAGCGGUGGUAUCAGCGGUUGCGGUAGCGGUAGCGCUACUGCGCAGGGAGGUGGAGGAGCAGCAGCAGGAGGGGAGCAGGUGGCGUUGGGCAAGGCGGGGUCGGGCGGUGUGCGGACCGCAUCCGGGGGCAGCAACAGCGGGGGUCCCCCGCUGUCUCUCAGUCCGGGGCUGGGUCCUGGGCUGCAGCAGCUGCUGCUGUCGUCCGCUGGGUCGCUGGGCAGCGCGGGGUCAGGAGGAGUGGCGCCCACUCCACCCCAACAGCCCUCACCCCACAGCAACAACCAAGCGGCUCCUGCUCCACCUCCCCCACCUCCCCCACCUCCACCCCUGGAGCCCAACCUGGUGCGGCUGGUGCGCCCCACCGAGCUUGGCAAUGUGGAGUUCCUGGCCGUGCUCCUCAAUCUGCGCCUCCACCCGCGCCCCGCCGCCCCGGGCAGCCUCCUCCUCCUCGCCGCCAGCCUGGGCGGCCCGCCCCAGCAGCUGCUGCACAACGCCUCCCCGCUGCCCCUCAGCUGGCGCCAGGCGCACCCCCGG
Astrephomene gubernaculifera is the source of this 2472-nucleotide messenger RNA. The record is from the annotation of a GenBank genome assembly. Lineage: Eukaryota; Viridiplantae; Chlorophyta; Chlorophyceae; Chlamydomonadales; Astrephomenaceae.